AUGCAUGGACUGACGAGGCCCCGACUCCUUCAGAUGCCUAUCAAGGAUUUCGCCAGAGAGGAAGACAGGAAGUACCAGAUGGAUAAGUACACUGCCAAAGGCUUCAGCUAUGAAAGAGCACUGGCCGAUACAGAGAAGCUGGCACCAAAAGUGAAUACACUCUUGGUCGAGUUUGAGGAGCUCCUGCGAUCAGACAAAACGCUGAAUGCAUUCGGCCACUCCUGGGACGACCUCUACGUGCUGCCCUCCCUGCGCGUGCUGACCUGCGUGAAAGAUCUUGUCUGGCCGGCGAAGGUCCGAGCAUAUGUGGAGCAGAACCAUGCCGACGCCGGUGUGGCAUGCUACUUCGAGCAUGCAUGCUAG
This is a messenger RNA of Symbiodinium necroappetens, 363 nucleotides long. Lineage: Eukaryota; Dinophyceae; Suessiales; Symbiodiniaceae. The record is from the annotation of a GenBank genome assembly.